AUGGCUCCGAUUCCUUACGCAUACCAAAUGGUAUCCAGAAGACAUGUCACACCCAGAGAAGAAGCUGUUCUCAAACUGGAUAUCAUGAUCCAAGUCUUUGGCUGCCUUUCAUUCUUCACCAAAUAUCGCGACCAAGGCAUGAAAGAAGACCUCAAUCUGCACGGCAACGAAUUGAACUACAUAGAAGCGAUCUUCUUGCACCGCCAUAAUACCAGCUUGCUACUGGCUAACGCGCACUCGAAUCAACAUCGCGCUACCGACCCUGGAAGUCGGAUGGGGACUCUUCACAUUCGGCUGUGA
Messenger RNA from Penicillium concentricum, 300 nucleotides. RefSeq names its product Major facilitator superfamily domain general substrate transporter. NCBI's taxonomy places the organism in Eukaryota, Fungi, Ascomycota, Eurotiomycetes, Eurotiales, Aspergillaceae. The record is from RefSeq and is a predicted model, not a curated record. The transcript is spliced from 2 exons. Bases 1 to 300 code for a protein of 99 amino acids.